UUAAGCAUUUUUCCUGGAAAGAGUUUGCAGAUUGUUUGAACUUCUCUGGCCGCACAAGACAGAAGGGAAGCCUGAAGCACCAUAGGGACCUACAGCGUCUGCAGCAUGGGCUGCUUCACUAAGAUUGUCUGUCUUUUCUGGGGAGUAUUACUUACAGCAAGAGCAAACUAUCAAAAUGGGAAGAACAACGUGCCAAGGCUGAAAUUAUCCUACAAAGAAAUGUUGGAAUCCAACAAUGUGAUCACUUUCAAUGGCUUGGUCAACAGCUCUAGUUAUCACACCUUCCUCCUGGAUGAGGAACGGAGCAGGCUGUAUGUUGGAGCAAAGGACCACAUAUUCUCAUUCAACCUGGUUAAUAUCAAGGAUUUUCAAAAGAUUGUGUGGCCUGUAUCUUAUACCAGAAGGGAUGAGUGCAAGUGGGCUGGAAAAGAUAUUCUGAGAGAAUGUGCUAAUUUCAUCAAGGUGCUUAAGGCUUACAAUCAAACUCAUUUGUACGCCUGUGGAACGGGGGCUUUUCAUCCAAUUUGCACCUACAUCGAAAUUGGACAUCAUCCUGAGGACAAUAUUUUUAAGCUGGAAGAUUCACAUUUUGAAAACGGCCGUGGGAAAAGUCCAUAUGACCCUAAACUGCUGACAGCAUCUCUUUUAAUAGAUGGAGAAUUAUACUCUGGAACAGCAGCUGAUUUUAUGGGGCGAGACUUUGCUAUCUUCCGUACUCUUGGGCACCACCACCCCAUCAGGACAGAGCAGCAUGAUUCCAGGUGGCUCAAUGAUCCGAGGUUCAUUAGUGCUCACCUCAUCCCAGAGAGUGACAACCCUGAAGAUGACAAAGUAUAUUUUUUCUUCCGGGAAAAUGCGAUAGAUGGAGAGCACACUGGAAAAGCCACUCAUGCUAGAAUAGGUCAGAUAUGCAAGAAUGACUUCGGGGGGCACAGAAGUCUGGUGAAUAAAUGGACGACAUUCCUCAAAGCCCGUCUGAUUUGCUCAGUGCCAGGUCCAAAUGGCAUAGACACUCAUUUUGAUGAAUUGCAGGAUAUAUUCCUAAUGAAUUCUAAAGAUCCUAAAAAUCCAAUUGUAUACGGAGUGUUUACAACUUCCAGUAACAUCUUUAAGGGGUCAGCUGUGUGUAUGUACAGCAUGAGUGAUGUGAGAAGGGUGUUUCUUGGUCCAUAUGCUCACAGGGAUGGUCCCAACUACCAGUGGGUGCCUUAUCAAGGAAGAGUCCCCUACCCACGACCAGGAACUUGUCCCAGCAAAACAUUUGGUGGAUUUGACUCUACCAAAGACCUUCCUGAUGAUGUUAUAACAUUUGCAAGAAGUCAUCCAGCCAUGUACAAUCCAGUGUUUCCUAUUAAUAACCGCCCGAUAAUGAUCAAAACAGAUGUAAGCUAUCAGUUUACCCAAAUUGUAGUGGAUCGAGUGGAUGCAGAAGAUGGCCAGUAUGAUGUCAUGUUUAUUGGAACAGAUGUUGGAACCGUUCUCAAAGUAGUUUCAAUUCCUAAAGAGACUUGGCAUGAUUUAGAAGAAGUUCUGCUGGAAGAAAUGACAGUUUUUCGGGAACCAACUACUAUUUCAGCAAUGGAGCUUUCCACUAAACAGCAACAGCUCUAUAUUGGUUCCGUGGUGGGGGUGGCCCAGCUGCCUCUGCACCGAUGCGACGUUUACGGGAAAGCCUGCGCCGAGUGCUGCCUAGCCCGAGACCCCUACUGCGCCUGGGACGGCUCUUCCUGCUCUCGCUACUUUCCUACUGCAAAGAGACGCACAAGACGACAAGAUAUAAGAAAUGGAGACCCACUAACUCACUGUUCAGACUUACAACACCAUGAUAAUCACCAUGGCCACAGCCUUGAAGAAAGAAUCAUCUACGGAGUAGAAAAUAGUAGCACGUUCCUGGAAUGCAGCCCAAAAUCACAGCGAGCUCUGGUCUACUGGCAAUUCCAGAGACGAAACGAAGAGCGCAAAGAAGAGAUUAGAGUGGAUGACCAUAUCAUCAGGACGGAACAAGGACUUCUACUGCGUAGUCUUCAGCGGAAGGAUUCGGGCAAUUACCUGUGUCAUGCCGUGGAACAUGGAUUCAUUCAAACUCUUCUUAAAGUAACCCUGGAAGUCAUUGACACAGAGCAUUUGGAAGAACUUCUUCAUAAAGAUGAUGAUGGAGAUGGCUCUAAGACCAAAGAAAUAUCCAACAGCAUGACACCUAGCCAGAAGGUCUGGUACAGAGACUUCAUGCAGCUCAUUAACCACCCCAACCUGAACACAAUGGAUGAGUUCUGUGAACAAGUGUGGAAAAGGGACAGGAAACAACGUCGGCAAAGGCCAGGACAUAACCAAGGGAACAGUAACAAAUGGAAGCACUUACAGGAAAAUAAGAAAGGUAGAAACAGGAGGACCCAUGAAUUUGAGAGGGCACCUAGGAGUGUCUGAGCUGUAUUACCUCUAGAAACCUCAAACAAGUAGAAACUCUCCUGAGACAGUAACUGGAAAAAAUGCAAUAUGCGUGAACUUUUUUCCAUGGCAUUAUGUGGAUGUUUACAACGGUGGGAAAUGCAACUGAGUUCCACCAAUUAUAAAUUAAGUCCAUGAGUAACUUUCCUAACAGGCUUUCUUUCUAAUACCAACGCGGAAUAGAGGUCCGGUGAGUGCAGAUGUUCUCUUGAGCAGACUUAAUGUUUCCUAUGGGAUUUCACUGUACAGGUUUCGCUUUCCCCUUUGCCUGAGAAACAAAAAUGUCAUUUGCCAUAUUGCCAUCUGAAGAAGAAAAACUGCAUCAGCAAAGCCAUUUUAUUGAACUAAAACUUUAAAAUAAACUGCAUGGAAUUACUAAGCUGAUGAAUAUUCCAAAAUGUGGUUGGAUCCAAGGAUAUUUUUCUGUCUACCAGCGCUUGUGUUUAUAUAUGUAUGGGAGGAGUAAAAUGAUAAUGAAAUGGUCUAUAGAAAUAUGAAAAACAUAAACCAUCCAUCAUCCAGAAAACAAAUGGAAUUCACUGAUCUACUACUGAUGUCUUCUUUCAGCUUUGAUCUAAAGAUGUAUUUUAUUAAAACUAUAAUUUAAAUGUACCAUGACAAAUAUGCAGUAAAAUUUAGCUCUUUUCUAAGCUAGAGUAGGUUUUGAUCUUACAAUUAUUGUGCUAUAUAGUUUUUGUUUUAAAAAUUCCAAUUCUGUGCUGCUUUGCCCCCAACCUUUUGUUUUCAGUUGUGCAAGAGGGAUAGCCAAUACUGUCUUAGAAAUAUAUAUAUACAUCAUUGCAGUUAAUUCAUAAAGCCUGGAUAUAAAUUAUGUUUUAUUGCUCUGAGGGUUUCAAAGAAAUAACACCUCCCUUUCUUUAAGUAUUGUCUAAGUUGAUUUUAACAUCCAUGUGUUUUUAGAAAAACAGCAGUUAACCCUCUCAAAAAGGGAAGAAACAAAUUGAUUUGUUAAAUGCA
Phyllostomus discolor (pale spear-nosed bat) is the source of this 3423-nucleotide messenger RNA. It is a transcript of the gene SEMA3A, whose product is annotated as semaphorin 3A. Gene Ontology annotation, molecular function: neuropilin binding; semaphorin receptor binding; chemorepellent activity. The record is from RefSeq and is a predicted model, not a curated record. The coding region runs from base 106 to 2424 and encodes 772 amino acids. The transcript is spliced from 18 exons. NCBI's taxonomy places the organism in Eukaryota, Metazoa, Chordata, Mammalia, Chiroptera, Phyllostomidae. Gene Ontology annotation, biological process: positive regulation of neuron migration; semaphorin-plexin signaling pathway; neural crest cell migration.